AUGACCGUCACUCAGUCUGAAACUGCCCCUCUCGUCGUUAUCGUCGGCGCUACAGGGAAUCAGGGCGGAAGCGUCUUGCGCAACCUCGUCGAGUCGGACAAGGAUUACCGCAUCCGAGCUCUGUCUCGAGAUGGCAGCAAACCCUCCUCGCAGAAGAUCAAAGAGACCGGCGCCGAAGUCUUCGAGGUCGAUAUCCGAGCCGACAACAAAGACGGGAUCGUCAAGGCGUUUGCCGGAGCUGACAUUGUUUUCGGUGUCACCAACUUCUGGGAGCAUUUCGAUGCCUCGAAAGAGGUCGCUGAAGGCAAAGCGAUGAUUGAUGCUGCCAUCGAAGCUGGCGUGGGUUUGUUCAUUUUUGCCGGCCUCCCCGGUCCCAACAAACUAUCGAACGGCAAAUUCUCCAAGGUCUUGCAUUUCGAUUCCAAGGCUACCAUUGAUGACUAUGGUCGAUCCAGGGCUUCCGGAACCUUGAACUAUCGCACUGUCCAGGCGGCCUAUUACUACAGCGUCCUCUCGGGCGCCGAACAACUCAAGAUGUUCCAGCGAGGCGAUGAUGGCGCGUUCUACAUCACUCUUCCGGUAUCCGAGGAAGAUGCCAACAAGAUUGCUCUUCCCUUUACCGAUACCCCUCGAGAUCUUGGGCUUUACGUGAGAGCGGUGAUCGAGCAUGAAGACGUCAGGAAAGAUUCGAGGCCUGUGCUUGCUCAGAGCGACGCAGUGACUGUCGAUCAGUUACGCGAGGCUUUCGCUCAAGCGACGGGCCAGACCUUCAAGCUACGAGCCCUCUCUGUUGCAGACUACGUCCAAUCUUGGCCGGCCGGCACUCCUCCCUUCAUCCUCGACGCUAUCGUGGACCAGUAUCGAUUCCACCUGGAGACCGGGUACUGGGGAGGUCAGGAUCACCAAUGGACCGAGCAAUAUCUCGCGAGGAAACCCACUUCGUUGGUCGAUUGGUUGAAAGAGGCCGAUUUGAGCUAUUACACAAGUUGA
This is a messenger RNA of Filobasidium floriforme, 990 nucleotides long. RefSeq names its product NAD(P)-binding protein. The transcript has 5 exons. NCBI's taxonomy places the organism in Eukaryota, Fungi, Basidiomycota, Tremellomycetes, Filobasidiales, Filobasidiaceae. The record is from RefSeq and is a predicted model, not a curated record. The coding region runs from base 1 to 990 and encodes 329 amino acids.